Molecule: messenger RNA, 513 nt
Organism: Microthlaspi erraticum
Lineage: Eukaryota; Viridiplantae; Streptophyta; Magnoliopsida; Brassicales; Brassicaceae
Source: the annotation of a GenBank genome assembly
AUGCAAGAUGACUCCUCCGAGGGAGGAAUCUCUCAUGUGCGGCACUUGCGCUACGCCUUGGCAUGCGUCAUGUCUCUCUUCCCCUCCGGAGACUCUCGCUUCCAAUCUACAGUGGGAGAAGGUGACUGUCUUCCGAUUGCAUCCAACGAUCUUGUCGCAGCCAUUCUCGCCUUUGAGGAUAGGCCCGUCACGGCACCAUGUGGGCACAAUUUCUGCAUGAAAUGCUUUGGGAAAUGGACUAUUGGUCAAGGCAAGCGUACUUGUGCAGAAUGCCGCAAAGUUAUUCCUCUCAGAAUGGUCAGAAACCCUUGGAUCAACUCUGCCCUUGUCUCUGCCAUUCGUUUGGCCAAAGGAUGGUCUAGUCAGCGGCAAGAACAUCAACAAAUGCAACAUCUUCCUCGAGAAAGCACAAGUCAGCAGCAGCAGAAGCAUCCACCUCUCAAGCUGCUCCUAAUGGCAAACCUGUGGAAGUUAAAGUUGAUGGAGAAAAACAGCAACCAUAGCGAUCGUUGA